Molecule: messenger RNA, 1143 nt
Organism: Culex quinquefasciatus (southern house mosquito)
Lineage: Eukaryota; Metazoa; Arthropoda; Insecta; Diptera; Culicidae
Exons: 5
Coding region: 1-1143 (380 amino acids)
Biological process (GO): sensory perception of taste
Cellular component (GO): membrane
Source: RefSeq, a predicted model, not a curated record
AUGCGUCCAUCGCGGCAGGCGUUGCUGUUGCGGUGCGUGCUGCGCUACCUGUACUACAGCGCCAUCCUAGUAGGCAUUAUGCCGUUUGGCGCCCGAAUUCGACGCUUUGUGUGGUGCCGGGUGAGGCUCACGUGGUCGGUCCUAGUGGGGCUGGGUACGAUCGGUGCCGUUGGGUUUAGUUUUUACCGGAUUGUGACGCUGAUUGAGUACCCUUCGAUAGAAAUUGUGCGGUAUCUGUUUUACUACGAGUUUGUGCUUCGGUUUGGGAUAUUAAGUUCGUGCUAUGUGCUGGUUUGGGUUAAUAUAAGACGGUUAAGGGUUUGUGGCAAUACAGUGGCGAUAAUAUUUGAAAAAUUGAGACGAUUCAACGUGCCGUGGAUGGAUAAAAAGCUAGUUUGGUAUGGGGUGACCAAGAUCGUUUUGGUGGACAUUACGAUGUGCUGCCUGUUUGCGAUCAACUUCCGGUUCAAUAAGAAGUCUGAUCCGGUUCCGGCGUUUGAAAGAGCUAUGAACGUGUACGCCGUGUUUGUGGCGGCUCAGGUGUCCAACGUUUGCCUUUGUACCAUGUACCUUACCUCGUAUCUGUUUCGGGUGAUAAAUUGGAAAAUUAGGGUUAUUAAUCGAUCGCUGUGCGAUUGGGAUGUUGAAGGUAAUCUUAUUCUGCUGAGCAAGUUGCACUUCAAGACAACUGGAGUGGCGCAGUCUAUUUUUAGGAUAUUUGGCGUUUCGUUGGCUUUGAUAAAUUUGAACCAAUUCCUGGUAGUCACCUCUAGGGUUUACUUUGUUUACGUGUCUGUCAUUCAAGAGCUCAAACACGAGUUUGAAAUCACUUGGAAUCGAUACCUAAUCUCGGUGCUUUACGUAACAUUUGAAGUUGUACACUUGCUUUAUCUAGUGUCUUCUUCGGCACGAUCAACUCGAAGGGCGCAGAAAACAUUAAUCCUUUUGACGGAGUUUUUCGGCUGUGAAUUGGACAAAUCCAUCGAGAAGCAGUUUCAAAAUUUUACAACCGGACUGUUGCUGCGCGAUCAAAACGUCACUCUUUAUGGCUUGUACCGGCUGGACUUUUCUCUUCUUUAUUCGAUGGUGGCGGCCAUCGCACUGAAGUUAAUCGUGCUCGUCCAACUGCAGCUGUCUGAUUAG